Amaranthus tricolor (Joseph's coat) is the source of this 2566-nucleotide messenger RNA. RefSeq names its product BTB/POZ domain-containing protein SR1IP1-like. Lineage: Eukaryota; Viridiplantae; Streptophyta; Magnoliopsida; Caryophyllales; Amaranthaceae. The record is from RefSeq and is a predicted model, not a curated record. Gene Ontology annotation, molecular function: protein binding. The coding region runs from base 535 to 2436 and encodes 633 amino acids. The transcript is spliced from 5 exons.
AAUAAUUAACAUCUAAUGAUGAUCAAGACAGUUGGAGAUGGGUACAUUCUGUAAAUGAGAUGUCCCCCCACAUGGAAAUUUGAGACAGACCUUAAUUACAAUUUUUACAAUGUUUAUAUAGCCAAGCCAAAUACCCAAUCUGAUCCUAUUUUGUUAUCUUCCUCAUCUAACCACCACUCAUUUAUGGAAUGAUUUUGGAGGACAUCCUUCAUUUGACAUAUCUGUCCCUUUUCACUAUCAAUGUUCCCUACCAAGAUGGGACACUUACUAUACUGCCAUUUAUCCUCUUCCUAGACACCUACACCUAACUGGGUAAUUCCUUCCCUUCCAUAUUUCUUCACAGAUUUUUCAUGGAGAUGGAGGGUAGAAAACAUACUUGUACCUACAUAAACAUUCAUAUCUUUUCAGUUUCGAUUGACUGACUCUUUUCACUAUACCUUUGUCUUCUUUACUGGUACUUUUUAUGCCCCUAUAUUUAUAACACUGUUCUGGUGGAAUUAUGAUAAUAAAGGGCGGUUUUCGAUCAUUUUCAAGAUGGGACUUGAUCAGGAACCAGCUUCACUUACUUCUGCUGACAUGUCAUCUAAGAAAAAAGAGUUGCUCUCUUCUGCAAUGAAGAGAACUAGUGAAUGGAUUUUUUCUCAGGAAAUUCCUAGUGAUGUCACUAUUCAAAUUGGUGAUUCCUCCUUUGCUUUGCAUAAGUUUCCAUUGGUGUCAAAAUGUGGAUACAUAAAGAAAUUGAUAUCAGAAUCCAAUGAUUCUGAUGGCUGCAAGAUUGAAAUUCGUGACAUUCCUGGAGGAACAGACGCGUUUGAGCUUGCAACAAAGUUUUGCUAUGGGAUAAACUUUGAGAUAGACACAGAGAACAUUGCCAUGCUCCGCUGUGUAGCCGAGUAUCUUGAGAUGACAGAGGAACAUGCAGUAGGGAACCUUGUAGGAAGGACCGAGGCUUUCAUAAAUGAAGUAGCGUUAAAGAGUCUUUCUUCCUGUGUUUCGAUUCUGCUUACAUCAGAAACCCUGCUUCCCGUGGCGGAAGAAGUCAAGUUGGUGAGCCGUUGUGUUGAUGCUAUUGCUUUUCUGGCUUGCAAGGACAGCCAAUUUUCAGGGACUAUCCGGGUAGAAGGUGGGAACUCUUCUUCGUUAGUUCCUCAACAAAAACCCGUUGUGGAGUAUUGGUGGGCCGAAGAUUUAACUGUUCUUAGAAUCGAUAUGUUUCAAAGGAUCCUGAUUGCUAUGACAGCCAGAGGAUUUAAGCAAUAUGCUCUUGGUCCAUUACUCAUGCUGUAUGCUCAAAAGUCUCUUAGAGGUUUGGAGGUGAUGGGUAAGGGGAGGAAGAAAUUGGAUCCAAAGCAAGAACAUGAAAAAAGGGUUGUCUUAGAGACCAUAGUGAGUCUUCUUCCUAGGGAACGAAAUGUAUUAUCCGUUAGUUUCCUGGCCAUGUUGCUUCGGUCUUCUACAUGGCUUGAGACAACUGUAGCUUGCCGUCUUGAUUUAGAGAAGCGGAUGGCCUUGCAACUUGGUCAGGCAGCUCUAGACGAUCUUCUGAUACCUUCAUAUUGUUUCACUGGGGAAACCUUAUUCGAUGUGGAUUCAGUGCGGAGGAUCAUGGUAAACUAUCUCGAGAGCGAAGUGGAGGGAAAUCAUCUAGGUUAUGGUGCGGGAGAGAAUCAUGUCGCUCCUCACACAAAUGACCUUGAACGAGUCGGAAAAUUGAUGGAGAAUUACCUGGCUGAGAUCGCUUCUGAUCGAAACUUGACAGUGUCCAAGUUUACCGGUCUAGCUGAGCUUAUUCCUGAACAAGCUCGGGUCACUGAUGAUGGGAUGUACAGAGCUAUUGAUAUAUUCCUCAAGGCUCAUCCAACAUUAAGCGACCUGGAGAAAAAGAAAGUGUCCAGCUUAAUGGAUUGCCAGAAGCUAUCUCCCGAAGCAUGUGCACACGCAGCUCAGAACGACCGUCUGCCAGUCCAAACAGUCGUUCAAGUCCUGUACUAUGAGCAGCUGCGCAUGCGUGAGUCUAUGAACGAAAAUUCCGGGGGUGAUUCAAAUUCAUCUGCAAACGCAAUGAUUCCUCCAAAAACUCUGAGUUUGUACCCGACUAAUACACCUUCCUCGGAUGAGUUGUUGAGUCUAAGGAGAGAAAACGAGGGUCUAAAACUCGAGCUUCUUAAACUCAAAAUGAAGUUGAAGGAGGUUGAGAAACCUGUGAAUAUGGUUGAAAAUAGUACAUUUGGAUCAGAUACUAGUAGUCCAGCUAAAAGUAUGACUUCUACUGCUAAUGAUAAUGCAAAUGCUGCUAAUCAAAAGCCACCUUUGCCUAGGAAGUCGUUUAUGAAUUCCGUCAAGAAAUUGGGGAGGCUUCUUAUUCCUGCCGAUGGAGUGCUCACACCUCCUCGACGUGGUAAGGCUAGUAAAGGUCGUCGUCAUUCCAUCUCGUAAGGCUCUUCUAGCUAUGGCCUUGCCUGGCUGUAGGGGACUUAUUUUUGGAGUAAUGUACAGUUUAAGCUCAUCUAGUUGCUGAAACUGCAUGCGCUGAGAAUUGAGUAAACUGCUGUUUCUUUUUUUUCCA